AUGGUGAUCGGCGGGACAGACACAUCGUCAAAUACUAUAGAGUUUGCGAUGGCAGAAAUGAUAAAGAAUCCAGAAACUCUAAAGAAAGCACAGGAAGAACUCGCCGUUGUUGUUGGAGAAGACAAUAUUGUGGAAGAGUUCCACAUUCAUAGUUUGCCAUAUCUCAAAGCUGUAAUGAAAGAAACUUUGCGUUUACACCCUAUCCUACCUCUACUUGUGCCGCACUGCCCAAGCGAGACCACCAUUGUCUCCAAUUACACAAUCCCAAAGGGCUCUCGAGUGUUCAUCAAUGUCUGGGCCAUUCAACGAGACCCCAACCAAUGGGAAAAUCCACUAGAGUUCAACCCAGAAAGGUUCUUGAAUGGAAAAUUCGAUUUCAGUGGAAGUGAUUUUCGUUACUUCCCAUUUGGGUCCGGCAAAAGAAAUUGUGCAGGGAUAGCUAUGGCGGAAAGAAUGGUACUGUAUUUGCUUGCUACACUUUUGCAUUCUUUUGAUUGGAAAUUAGAAGAUGGUGAGAAAAUGGAAGUUGAGGAGAAAUUUGGAAUUGUUUUGAAGAUGAAGAGGCCUCUUGUUCUCAUCCCAACGCCAAGGCUAUCUCAUCCCACUCUGUAUCAGUAA
Benincasa hispida (wax gourd) is the source of this 618-nucleotide messenger RNA. RefSeq names its product geraniol 8-hydroxylase-like. The record is from RefSeq and is a predicted model, not a curated record. NCBI's taxonomy places the organism in Eukaryota, Viridiplantae, Streptophyta, Magnoliopsida, Cucurbitales, Cucurbitaceae. Gene Ontology annotation, molecular function: iron ion binding; oxidoreductase activity, acting on paired donors, with incorporation or reduction of molecular oxygen; monooxygenase activity.